CCAAAGGAGGCACCGGGAUUUCUGGCCUGCAUACAGCCGUGGAAGUUCCAGCAUUGGGAGAUUCGGUUAGUGUGGCAGCCCCAGUGAUUGUGGACCCUGUGAAGAAACAGGAUCCCCAACUGGUGACCCCCAAACCACGGGACACUGGCUCUCCAGAAAGAUCAGGUGUAAAAGUCCUCACUACUAUUGUGAAACAGAACAAAUCUCACACAGACAGUGUCUUGGUCAGAAUGCAACUCAAGGCUCGAGGAAGAUAAGGGGCCUAUUCAUUAUCCUAAUUAUCAUGGCCGGACGGACCCUGAUAGAUAGCUGGCUGUACAUAUUGUGCACAGAACCUCAGUAAUGCCGGCAAUCAUGGAUACUGAACAGGAAGCCAUAUAUUCUAUAGUCUUCAAUUAACAACAGAAGAAAAGGAUUUUAAGCAGAAGAUUGCAAACACUGCCUACUGGAAAAUACUCAAGGGCAUAGAAAGCGGCAAGAUCCGAUUGACUGUGUGACAAUGUUCAACUGGCACAAAACAUUUGCUAUUCUGCCACACUGGAAGAGAGCAGCAGAACCAGGCAACCAGUUGCAAGCAGGACAGACACAGGAGUAUCCGAUUUCAUGAGCUGCCGGCGGAGCUUCCCGACCAGUGGAGAGAUAGGAGGAGGAGAGAUCUGUAAGUGACCCAGGGAUCCCAGCUUCUCCUCCUCCCCGUCUUGGUGUCUGGGUCCUGUGUAACCUGUUAUCUAAUGAAAGCAUAUGGGUCUAGAGAGAGAUACACAGAGAGUCUUCCGGAGUCCCAUCUCACUGUGCAAGAAAGGUGUCAAUUCUGAAGGAGAGGUAGUAUUGACGCACAUGAAGAAACUAAUAAAUGAUUAUGAAAAUGAAUCUCAUGGUUUAACUCGGGAUGGGUUUGAUCACACAGAUGCAGCUUCAGAUUGUCCGUCAGAUGUGCCAAUGAAAGAAAAUAAUGUAUGUGAAUUGCCAGGAUGUAAUCCUCUACAGCAAUUCAAGCGGUUGUACAAAUUUGAGUCUGAGGAUUCGGGUGUUGAGAUGCCAAGUGGAGCCAACUCACCUUCUACUCCCAAAGGUUCUGAGAAGAGUUUUGUGGUGCAUAGUAGAGAUUCCUCCUGUGAUUCAGGCGUUCUUAGUGCCUCUUCCUCGCCUACCGUAGGUCAUAUGGAAAUGAGUGCUUGUACAACUGAAGACGAGGCCCAAGCCUUUCUAUCAGAUAUUGAACACUCUAAGGACUAUGUUGACGAUAUUAAAGAAGAUGUUGAAGACCAUGAAAAUACAAUAGAAGAUUUUAUAGACUGUCAAGAGGAGGAGGAGCUAGACUUGCCCCCAUGUAGUAAUGAAAAUGAACCUGCAGCCACCACUCUAUUCAGUACAGAACUUUCAUCUACAAUAGUGGAGGAAACCAAAGCCAUGGAUGACUUUUACAAAGACACUUUCAAUGAAAUCCAGGAUUUGCAUCAAUUAAAAAGAUGCCCAACAAGUGACAGUUUAGACGAAUAUAUGGACGAGUGUUGCAGGCUGAGUGAGGUAAACCAAGGAGCAUCGAAGGUACUCGGAUCAGGCCUCGGAUACUUGGAACACAUAUGUCAACUCAUAGAAAAAAUUGGGCAGCUUCAAGAGCAUAAUCUUAAACUACAAAAACAAAUAUUUACUUUACAAAAAGAAGAUCGCAUGAAACAAAUGAAAGAGGAGUACUUUCGACAGCAUUGCUCCUGUGGAGCAGCAAAUGUUUUGCUCAGUCCGUACCAGGAGGCUAAAAGGCAUUUUCCUGUGAGGAGGAACCGGCCGCACAGUAUGUUUGUACAAAGUGGAAACCAAUCUGACCUUUCCAUGAUCCCAGAAAUUGGCAUUAACAAUGAAAGGUUUGGCUACAAAGGGAAUCCUGCACAGACAGAGGGCUGGAGAAGUCCUUCCAUAUUGGGGCUAAGGAAAACCUUCAGUAAAUUAAAAUAUGAAGACAAAGAAAGUAAGCAAGCGUGGGACAGGAGCUACAGCGAUACCUUUGCACAAUCCGAACAAGAUAUGAAAAAGUUUGAUCUCCACCCAUGGGGACGAGUCAGGGAUCUUCUUAAGAAGACAAAAAAUAGGAAUCAGAAUAAACUGGGAUUAUCCUCAGCAUCACUAAAGAGAUCCUGCCCCCAGCUGUACAGGCCCGACAUUGUACACGGUGACCUUAAAAAAAGAGACAGAAAUUCAAUGAUUGUUCUUGGACAGAAUGUAAACAGGGAAAGUGCUUGGUCCAGUCUGCACGUCCUAAACAGGAAAGAAGAAGAUAUGUGAAGACACGUGAUAAAUGGCAGAACAAAGAAAGGGAAUAUAACAGACACAGACAGAAUGUAUAAGCAUGUUUGACUGUAAUGGGUAGGGAAUGAUUUGUGAAGAAUGUCUAAUGAGUUUCAAUAAGAAAUGUUAUUAUACUGUAUAUCAGAAUACAGUAUAUUGUCAUCUUGGAAGGUGAUUAUGUGAGACUUACAUCUAAACUUUGCAUUUAUUCUGCAAACGAUUUGUGUGCUCCUACGGAAGUCUUACUAUUUAUUACCUAUAACCCUUAUUCUGGGACACAUAAUGGCAGACAACAUGAUUGUAAUUUAGCUUAAAUGCAUAAAAUACACGUAUACGGAACAAUUCCUCUCCAACACAUAAGUAGUACAUUUUCUUGGAGCACAGGAGGCACUUUAAGUAUAAAGAACUUUCUAGAUAAAUAUUUUUCCGUCUGUGCCUAAGAAUAGACUUAUUAACCUGAAGUAACAUUUCUAUAUUAAUUUAAGUAUAAGAUGACCAGUUAUAACAUCACUACCUUUUGGCCAAUUUAACAGCGCUCAGUAAAAUAAAAUACAAAAAGAGAAAACAUGUAUUUUAAGUGUAGCACUUAGCAGGAACAUGAUUAUGCCAUCACAUUUUAAGAUAAUAGAAACUAAAAUAAGAUAUAUGUUUCCAGACAGAUAAAUUGUACAGCGACACUUUCAUUGGUCUAUUAAACAAAGUACUGUUCGGAAUAGUAUAUUAUGGAGACAAUACCAUCUCUUUUCAUGCAUAUUCCACCAUUUUUUAUCAUAUAAAAAGUAAUCUCCAUAUAUUUAAACUAUAUAUUGCUGAGAUAUGAAGAAGUAAACAGUCAUAUUUCAGGCUUACGUGCAUUUCAUCUGGCUCCUUCUCAUCUCUCUCUGUAUCUUCCCUACAUUAAUGUUAUUUUCUUGCAAUUGUACAUGUAGUUUCUCAGUCAGUUUCCUUGCCCAGCUGAGUAUAUUAUGGAUCGCAGGGUAUAGGUAUACACAGUGCUUUUGUUCUAUACAAAAAGGAGCUGGUACUAACCAACUGUAAAGUUACAAGUUGUUACAGGAUGGAUAAGUGUGCAGAUACUUAUUUCAUUCAUUUCUGAAAUUAUUUUACCAAUUGUUUCCUGUUUCUGGAAUUUGUUAUAAGAAAUAAAAAUUAGACCACAAAAAAAGGACUGUAAUGCAUACCCCUGAGUACCACCCCCCCCCCCCCCAAAAAAAAAGCACUGGGUAUACAAAGUGACAUGACCAGCAUCCUAAGGAUCUAACAAUGGGAUUAAAACCAAAGUUCCCAACAACCCUUCCAUUGUCAUAGCACUUCAAUUGCAAAGUUAAUGGGAUCAGCUGAACUAGAUACCCUGGUGGUACACCAGCCCCUAUAUGGUUCUCCUAGUGCAUAUCAUGGGUACCCUUUUUAUGGGAGAUGCCUCAGGAAACAAGAAGUGCAUAUACUUUCCCGGAGAAUCAGAAAGCAUGCACUGAGUACGGGUGUAAAUCUCACACAUGUUAUAGCCCUGUCACCUUUCAGCCACACUUUUAUUAAAUGGCAUGUUUCAGUUUUUAUGGCUUACAUGUCUUUAAAAAUCUGUCUACAUUGUCCAAAGUGCACCAAGAAAUGUGAUUCUCUGGUAAAGUGCAACUGCAACUAGAAGGGGCAAAACGUGUCCCAUGAAAAGUAUAGGAGCCCUGAGCAUGGUGGUACACAACCCAGUUAUUUUGUGGAGUGUGUAGAUAUCUGCAAUGCAAGGAAAGACCCUACAAUGACAUCCACUGCAACCAACACUUUAAAUUAUUCCAGACAUUUCACUCUACAGAAUAAACCCUUGUUCCUGCACUGCUCCACAAAACUAAGUGCACUGGUGUAUCUACUCCAUACCACUCUCCCUCUGCCACAUUACACUUCUGCUCCGCUGCAUAUGCCAUCUGGUUGCGUAAACCCAGACUAUUUGGAGUAAAUCUAGAUGCACUUACACAUUCUGAGGCUGAUGCCACCACCCAAAAAGGAUGUUGCCCUGCAGCCUAAGCCAUUAUGCACUUUGUACAUGAGACCAUUAUUUUUUUCACUUGUAAAUGAACACAAAUUAACUUGGUGGCAUACUUUCCCAGGUACUCCAAUAGGCAAACAGCAAACUAAGGGUCUACUACAGACCUGAUCGCUCCUCUGCUGAGGUCUGCGAUCAGAUACCCGCUGCCCAUAGAGAGUGACAACUCGCCCUGUGCAAGUGUACGAAUGCAUGCGUACGCCAUGCCAAAACUUUGCCAGAGAGUGGACAUCUGCAAAUCCAUUCACCUCUCACUCACCAUCAAAUGCACUCUGUGCAGUCUGUGCGUAGCCCAGGACUUACUCUUACAGUGCGAUAGAAUCAGGCUGAUCAGGGCCGGAGCUGACGUCACACACCCUCCCUGAUAACGCUUGGGAACGCCUGCGUUUUUCCUGACACUCCCAGAAAACGGACAGUUACCACCCCCAAACACCAGUUUCCUGUCAAUCAGCCUGCGUUCCCCUAGCGAUCAAAAAAGAGGCAGGAUUUUUCCGCAGUUUGGCCUCGCGCCUGCUCAUUACGAUCUGUACGCAUACGCAGUGAUUCGAUAAUCGGCCACUGUGCAAUUUCGCACAGCAGCGAUCAGGUCUGAAUUAGGCCCAAAGCCUGGGCCAUUUUGCAGCGGGAUUUAAAGCAGUAUUUUUGAAAAAGGCAAUACAUGCGGUGCAAUGCCUCUAAAAAACAUGCCUUCAAUCUUGCAGCAAAAACCAAAAAGUGUAAUUUAGUAAAUUAACUACUAGAUGUUUUGUAUCUGCUUUUGCCAGGCGGUUUUAGGUUUCAGCAGCAACACUGCAGUUUGGAUCUGAAAACUGCAUCCAAUGUGUGGUAGCUUGGAAACCAUAUAAUAAACCACACGCUCAUAUGUUUGUCCUUUGUUUUCUCAUUUCCUAUAUCUGUAAUGAUGACUGUAGCUUACAGAGAAGGCAGCAUAAAGUCUGAGCAGGAUCGAUGUGUUACAUAUGGAAGGGGAAGUAGGGGUGCUCUUAAAAUAUCUUAGGGUGACUUUGAGUAAUGUUAUUUACAUGUAUUUUGUGUUUGACUUGUAAAUUGUAAAUGAUAUAGUCACAUUCAUUUAUUUUCUGUAAAUCUUACCAGUCAUUUCUGUGGCUGAGAAGAUGGUUUACCCCGAUUAUUCUGUGAAUAGUCCUUCUGUUUGGUUGAUAAAGUGUUGAAAUACCAUUGUUAUUGUUACAUACUCCUAUUCCAUUUCAUAUAAUUUUUAUAAAAUUAUUUUACUCUGUUUAUACAAGCAUUAUCCGACUAUACUUGCAUAUUAUAUUUAUAACUGUAUCAACUUAUAUUUUU
Molecule: messenger RNA, 5623 nt
Organism: Pseudophryne corroboree (corroboree frog)
Lineage: Eukaryota; Metazoa; Chordata; Amphibia; Anura; Myobatrachidae
Exons: 12
Coding region: 742-2280 (512 amino acids)
Source: RefSeq, a predicted model, not a curated record